Molecule: messenger RNA, 3651 nt
Organism: Cryptococcus deneoformans JEC21
Lineage: Eukaryota; Fungi; Basidiomycota; Tremellomycetes; Tremellales; Cryptococcaceae
Product: protein phosphatase 2A regulatory B subunit, putative
Exons: 11
Coding region: 450-3557 (1035 amino acids)
Biological process (GO): regulation of DNA-templated transcription
Molecular function (GO): DNA-binding transcription factor activity, RNA polymerase II-specific; zinc ion binding
Source: RefSeq, a predicted model, not a curated record
AUGCUUCUUCAUCUUUUUGAUUAAGAACGUUUGAUGUACGACCCCAUCUCACAAUAACUGCUUCCUCUGGGAGUGAGUACACCACACACUACACUUACACCCUAUAUCCCGCUACUCCGUCACCUGUCGUCCGUUUUCUGUUUUACGCGUCUCUCACAAAUAAAGCCUUUGGUCGUCCCAGAACGCGCAACCAUUGAUCUGCAUCAGUCACUCGCCCUUGUUCAGGAGACAUCGCCAGGAAGGGGAAAACAUAUGAGUCUUUUGGGCCAUUAUUUUUGCGAAUUGCAAACACAAAUUGCUUGACCGUUCUGAAUCGUCCUCAAACCACUUACAGUCGUGUUGUUAGUGAAUUUCCUACACCCGUAAGCUGUGGUUUCGGAAUAAGACACAACGGUUGAGGACCAAGUCUAAAAUCGCAAGUGAAAAAGGGCAGGGAGAAGGAGGGAAAAAUGGCUGAAACCGGGGUUCAACAUUUUCUGCGGAAUGCCCCUAAUAAUGGAGAUACAGAUAAUCCUGAGAAGUCAAGUGCCUGCCCCGUAUUGCCGGAUAAUCAGCAGCCAGUCUUUGAGUUUGAAAAGCCAUCAAAAGAGUUGCGAAUCAGUUGCGACACAUGCCGCAUUAAGAAGAUCAAGUGCCCGGGUGAAAGACCGACAUGUCGCAACUGCGAGCAAAAAGGCAGACCAUGUACAUAUCCAACAGCAGUACGCAGGCGUGGCCCUGACAAGAAUCCGGGUGCACGCAUGAAGAACAAAGUACAGCGAGCAAAACAGUCACGCAAAAUUCAGGGACGUGACGAGGAUCCUUCUCAAAGUACCUCUCUUACUAAAGGCAUCGACUUGCAUCAGCUAGCAUCACCGCCGCCAAAAUUACUUCCCAAACCUCCUACCCAUGAUAUUCCAAUCGCACAGGACGCUCAAGAAACUCGAUUACACCUGAUCACGCAACGACUGCCGAUUCUAUCUCAGUCACCACCGAUUUCAGUUCCUCCUCAACCUUCCGAUCAAAGCACCCUACACAGUACUGUGGGUUUUCGCAGUUCGGAUUCCAUUUCAUCUACGCUGUUCAACCCGGAAUCUAGCAAGGAUAUGUUGCUUGCGCAGACGCGACCACUGCAUGUUCCAAAAGCCACUCCAUCUCUCUCAGUACAAUCUCUAGGACCUCAACCACUGCAAUCGAUCAUCGAUCAAGCCAUUACACCCGAGAUUGAACAUCUGGCUUUGAAUACACAAUCUCAACUCAUCCCCCAAUCUGAUCCUUCUCCGACUGAACCUUCUGGUCAGAGUCUGUUCAAUUUGACCCAGCAGCAGUUUCAGCAGAAGAUCCCUCUUAGAGUUACACCAUUACCAACGUAUGACCAAUCGUCUUUCAUCCCAAUAUCUGCAAUUCCUCAGGAUGUCGCGACAUACAACUUUUUUUCGGCGGAAGCCAAUCUUUCAGACACCACAAAAAGGGAGCCACAGGCUUUCUUCGCUCAUACAGAUCUGGUCAACAUAGGCUCCGCUCCUAGUCAGUCACCAUUCCUUCCGAAUCAUACAUCUCUAUGUGAUUCCUCGUCCUUGGAAUCACUGUUUUCUCCGCACAUUACAAAAUCUGAUAUCAACAGCUGUGUGAAACGGCCAGAGACGAAUACGGGAGUUGAAACCUGGGAUGGUCAACCGAGUUCACGAGGCACGGAAAUCGCCGGCCUUCUACCUGUUAAAGACGUAGCAAUAGCAGAUGGGAGUCUGACCUGCGAUCAAUUGCCAUAUGCCACUGCAGGCGGGACGACUGGUUUUUCUAGUUUGGCUUUGUUUAACGAUGGGCUGGUCCAGCCUUCAGAAGGUCCCUACGGACUGUCCCAAAUCCGAGAUACCAAGGACGGGAUAUCUAAAACGGUUCCAGCUUGGAAUGGCUUUCCUCCAGGUAGCCUUGAUCAGUCCUAUGUUCCAUUCACUGCUACCGGCAUCCUGACUCAGGGCGUGCACUCACAAGACUUGAAGCGCAAGGCUGAGGAUCCACCACCGGAGGAAAGUGAAUACGAGAUAUAUACCCCUCCGGGAAACAUCCAAGCAGCAAUGGAUGGAUGGUGGAACUGGAUACUAGCACAUUAUGAUAAAGAUAAACAUACAGCCAUGCAAUCGGUGGUCAGGGCCUGCAACAGUUUCUUUGCCAACGCACAUAUCUGGCUCAACUUCUUCAAUAAGUCGUUAUUUUUUUCCUCGCUUUUCUCUCAAGCUUCGGACUCAAAUACUCUCGAGUACAAGGCUACAUCUCUUCGUGCCGCACCCCACGUUCUUCUCUCUAUACUCAGCCUUGUCACCCUUUUGCAAAAGGGCCAUACACCGGAAGGUCAACAACUUGCGCUUUUGUUCCAGCGCGAAGCUCAGAGCAUAUUGAACUAUUGUAUCAGCGCAGGCUCUCAGGAUCCGAGUCUUGUAGCAGCGGCCAUCGUCAUCGCUACCUUUGAGAUGCAGCCACACGUCGAACACACCACAGAUCGCUUAGUGGCUGCGGUCCUGAUGCUUGACGGCAUAGGAUUGUCCGUUUUCUCCAGUAGGCUCGAUGCGGACGAUGUUCGAGUAUCUACAUCGAUUACCGGUUUGCCACGAUUAACACAUUCGAAUGUCCUUGCAACCACCGCGCGUGAGAGAGAAGUUCAGUUGGAGCCGUCUAUCACGAAAUGGGCACAGGUACCCGCGUGGGCGAAUCAUUGGUCCGCAGGAGAUAUAUGGAAAGAAGAGAUGAGGAGAAUGCUUUGGGCCGCUAGCAGCAUCUCGGCCACUCUGUCAUUGUGGCUUUUCAUGGUUGGAAAGAGUUCUUAUAAUUUAGAAAUCAGCCAUCCUGAGCGGUUUAGGCUUUUUUUCCCCGGAGAGAUGGCAGUCAUUGAGGCGGGAGAUGGGGAGCAAGGUAAGACAACGCCAUGGGCUCUCUAUCAUCGUCUCAUAAGUCUCUGGCACUUUAUUGUCAACAAUCAACCUCUAAACGGCGUUUGCAAACUAGAUGUCGUACGCGAACUGCAGGCUGUAGAAGACGACAUACAGAUCUUCAUCGAUGCUGGAGUUCUGAAAAUUUAUAUCUGGCAGAGCGCCGAUUGGGCAAUGUUCAUCCGACGUGUCUUGGGUGUGAUGGAUUCUCAAGCUUUGCGCCGGUGGUUCCGAAAUGAGAUCACUUUUUUCAAGGCUCUAGCGGGCGAUCGACCUGGCGUACCAGGGGUGCGACAGAGACCUCUUUAUGCAUGGUGGUAUGUCAUGCAAGUUUCGAGUGCAUUGGAGUUAUCGAGAAUGAGGAAAGAGUUUUGGGAGGAUUCGGAUUUGAUCUACAAUAUGACAUUAGCAGGUCUGGAUCAGGUGAUUAAAUAUUGGAAUUGUCAAAAUGUCCUGGGACCGUACUUUGUAUACCUCCAACAUAAGUAUCGAACUGUACUAGAAGAACGACAACGAUUAUUGCACGCGGAAGCGCAAGGACGUGUGCAGGACCUGUAUCUCGAGCAGUUGAAAAUUUUGAGAGCAGAGGCGGAGGGACAAUUUGCGAAGAUACAGAACAUUUCGGAGUAUCGUAAUUCGAAAUUGUAUUAUUAAAUCAGUAGACGUUAUAUUCGAUUUUUUGUUGGCACAUGCGUAGUGAUAAGCAUAUCGUAUAAUAACCGUAUAAUACGUUGAACUUGUUGUACAA